Molecule: messenger RNA, 1068 nt
Organism: Leguminivora glycinivorella
Lineage: Eukaryota; Metazoa; Arthropoda; Insecta; Lepidoptera; Tortricidae
Product: aquaporin AQPAe.a-like
Exons: 1
Coding region: 229-996 (255 amino acids)
Biological process (GO): transmembrane transport
Cellular component (GO): plasma membrane
Molecular function (GO): water channel activity
Source: RefSeq, a predicted model, not a curated record
CACUUGAACCUCGGAACAGGCUCGUCGCGCCCGGCACGCCUUUCAUUCGCGAGGAUUCACUUUCGAUUAUUUAACAGGACUGUUACAUCGUCAUUCGCACUGUACUGUUACUUUACCUUAAAUAACGGUCGGGCAGUUAUAAAGUGAAUCAUAGCUCAAUGUGCGACUUAAAUGUGCGUGGAACGUUUAGAGUGUGAUAGCGCUUCUUACCUUAUAUAAAACAAUAAAAUGACCAUAACGACUAUUGAAUCGAUAAUUACGACUACAGAAAACAAAGUUAAACAAGAUACCAGGACCGUUGUUGUUUCCUGGUGGCGCUCAAACUGGACUAAGCUCGUAUCCGAGGUUGUCGCCACAUUCCUGUUGAUAUUUUUGGGAUGUGCGGGAUGCAUACCCAUAGACGGAUUCGACCCCAUGCCGGCCGUGUACGCGCCGCUCACAUUUGGAUUUGUUGUUCUGAUAAACGUGCAAACGUUCGGCCACAUUUCCGGGGCGCACAUGAACCCUUGCAUAACUUUACUUUCAAUAUUCUGGGGUAAGGUGUCAAUAGUGUUAGGAAUAAGCUACUUCAUAGCGCAGGUUCUGGGAUCUACGUUUGCGUCGUGGGUUUUGUCAAAUGUGUCACCGGUGGAUUUUGUUGCGGAGGGAGUGUGCGUGACGCAGCCGCACGUGCGGCUCGUCGCGUGGCAAGCUGUUAUUAUUGAGAUGGUGUUGACGUGUACACUUUGUUUAGUGACCAGUGCGCUUUGGGAUCCUGUUAAUGAGAAGAAUCAGGAAUCAUCAGCUAUCAAGUUUGGGCUGACUGUGGCGGGGUUGUCGUUCGCGGGCGGGCCACUGACCGGGGCCAGCAUGAACCCGGCGCGCACGCUGGGCCCGGCGCUAGUGGCAGGCAAGUGGGCCGCACAGUGGGUCUACUGGGUUGGACCGUUCCUUGGAACUUUUAUAGCUGGUUUAUAUAUGUUUAUAUGGCUCGAAAAACCGAAGAAAUCUUUUUAAAAUUAGGUAGGUAUUACAAUAAGUUUUACCAUAAUAUGAUAAUAUAUCUCAAAUAAAUAUAUGUUUUGUUUA